Molecule: messenger RNA, 387 nt
Organism: Heterobasidion irregulare TC 32-1
Lineage: Eukaryota; Fungi; Basidiomycota; Agaricomycetes; Russulales; Bondarzewiaceae
Exons: 2
Coding region: 1-387 (128 amino acids)
Source: RefSeq, a predicted model, not a curated record
AUGCAUUUUCUAGUGAUCCUUUCUCUGGCUACGUUCUCUCUCGCCUACCAGGUCACUUCUCCCGCUUCGGGCACAUCCUGGUCAUGCCUGGGUCCCAAUACCAUGACGUGGACCCGCGCCCCAACAGAUCCCCCGACCUUCGCUGUAGUCCUUGUCAACGAUAAAUACGGCACUGCAGACUUUUGCGCUUGGGGGGUCGAUGGCUCCCUGAACCAGACCGCCAUGUCCCCGCCCUACGGUCGUGGUCAGUUCAUUCCUGGCGAUGGAUAUCACCUCAACGUCGUCAGGGACACGGAUCAUUACAAUGCCAUCCUUGCCCAGUCAAACCUGUUCUCAAUCAGCCAAUGCGAGACUCUGCUUUCCUCCGCCGAGGCAUCCGAACCGUGA